Messenger RNA from Suillus discolor, 1662 nucleotides. RefSeq lists its product as uncharacterized. Bases 1 to 1662 code for a protein of 553 amino acids. The transcript has 4 exons. The record is from RefSeq and is a predicted model, not a curated record. Gene Ontology annotation, biological process: regulation of transcription by RNA polymerase II. Gene Ontology annotation, cellular component: nucleus. Gene Ontology annotation, molecular function: RNA polymerase II cis-regulatory region sequence-specific DNA binding; DNA-binding transcription factor activity, RNA polymerase II-specific. NCBI's taxonomy places the organism in Eukaryota, Fungi, Basidiomycota, Agaricomycetes, Boletales, Suillaceae.
AUGCCUGCAAUUCGUGCACAUGAUAUUUACCCCAAUGAUGUCGAAGAUGACGAUGGGAUGCCCCCACUCGUCGACAAUCCAAACACAUCAAUGUCAUAUACGUUUUUCACUGAUAUGACACCCAUUACUGCUUUCAGCGCUGAUCCCACUGCUCUCUGCGAGAAUGCAUGGGACCACUCAACGUCCACAUCUCUUGUGGACUUCACAGACUCGCCUGACUGUCCUGCAGCCCAAACCACUGAUCGUGUCUCUCAUGGCAAGAAACGGGACGCUUCGUACAUCCCUCGCCCACCCAACGCUUUCAUCCUGUUCAGAUCAUCCUUUAUUCGGAGCCAACAAGUUCCGGAGAAGGUGGAGGGGAAUCAUAGCACCCUAUCGAAGAUUAUUGGCAAAUACUGGAAGACUCUUCCUCGCGAGGAAAGAGAAGUAUGGGAGGCCAAGGCACUCGUUGCCCAGGCAGAACAUAGAAAGCGCUAUCCAGACUGGCGUUUUAGACCUGGGGCUAACGCGCUUGCGAAGCUCAAGGUCAAGGAUGGUCCCGGAAUAGCCAACAGAAAACGAAGCACCCAGAGUACCAAGAAAGGCCGCGGAAAUGCCGAAUCGAAGAAGAAAAAUAAGAGUAAAGAUGAAAGGUGUUCGAUGAUUGCGGAUCUUCUGGUGGAAGGCAAGACAGGCGCUGAACUGGAAAGUGCGCUUAGAAAUUGGGAGAAUGGAAUUAGUAAGGAAGUUGAGGUGGGUAAAGGUGCUGUUGGCCUGCAAGGUGAACCCAAUCAUGAGGGAGGCGAUCAAGGCAAUUGGAGCGAAGCUUUCGCGACCACCAAUCACUUUCAGAUGGAGUCGGUCCAAUUCUUGCAAGACCUCUACGAUCCCGGUCUCGCUACACAGGUAAACACCGAUGGUCACGAUCAUCUCGCCACGAGUCAACCUCGUUGCAAGACUCCACAUGACGAUCGAUUCAAAGUACCUCUCACUGCGAUGUUCAGGCGUUCUCUGUCCGCACCUGCGAGGCGCUUCGCAUCUCCCGCGGAUGUUCUAGGCCACAGCGGCAACAGCUCCCUGACUGAUGUCUUUUCCGAUACUGCAAGUUCUCCUCCCAGCGUUUGUACCCCUUCUGUCUUUCCCUCAGAGCAAUAUGAAGACCCAUCGGUCGCCGUGUACGGUGAUUCUAUGGGUCACCUGUCGCCUCUUGUUCUGCCGUCAGGACUAGGCGAUGAUUCUCCUGCACGUUGGAAUGACUCAUACAAUCUCCUCGGAGCUCAAUCGCCCGUUGGAUCAUUAUCAGACUGCCCUGCUCUGUCAUACGGACACAGUCCCUCCGUGUCUCCAGUCGACGUGAGCUUUGGGAAUUAUACGUUCCCUUCACCGACGCUGGCGGCACUCACUGCGACAAAGCCCGAGAAUAUCUCUGCUGGUCUUGACUACCCCAUCUCAUAUGAUACCCAGUGUUAUUCCUCUUACUCUGCGCUCAAGGGGUGGUCAGAUGGUCAAUGCGCAUCUUUCGAUACCUCUCCAGAAGGUUUCGUGCCGCAGGUUUUUGUCAAUCAAUACGCCAGCGCACCAGCAAUAUACGAAUGGUCCCCUCUCGAUGAUACCAUACGUGCUGGUCAUGCACCCCAGCUCCAUAACACGUUCGAAAGCAACUACAACGAUUUCAGAUUCUGA